Molecule: messenger RNA, 874 nt
Organism: Solanum dulcamara
Lineage: Eukaryota; Viridiplantae; Streptophyta; Magnoliopsida; Solanales; Solanaceae
Exons: 3
Coding region: 173-688 (171 amino acids)
Source: RefSeq, a predicted model, not a curated record
CUCUAUUGUGCUUAGAGAUAGGAGGAAAAAAAUCUAUAACUUCUGUAUUAUACAGAUAUCAUUACUGUUUUUUAAUCCAUUGGUAUUUAUCAUUUUCCAAAAUUGUGUAGAUCCCAUCUGAAGAAAACAAAGAGAUUAGAUAAGACAAGAAAAAAAAACUUAAACAAUAGUAAUGGAUUCGGUGAUGAACAAGGCAGGUUCAUAUUUGAUUGGUCAGAAAGCCAGCAAGGAGUUCAGUUCCGUCACCAAUGAUCUUAACAACUUGCAAAACAGUAUUACUGGAGGAACCAAAAAGCUCGUGAACAAAAUGAAAGGAAAAACACAAAGGCCAUUGACAGAGCUGCUAAAGGAGUAUGAAAUUCCAGCGGGGAUUUUCCCUCGCGAAGCAACCAACUACGAGUUUAACGAAGAGACAAAGAAGCUUACUGUCCAUAUUCCGGAGAUAUGUGAAAUUACGUACAGAGAUGCAUCGAUAGUACGGUUCAAUAGUACAGUUAGUGCACAUUUAGAGAAGGGAAAGCUACAUGAGAUAGAAGGAAUGAAAACAAAAGUAAUGUUCCUUUUUAUAACAGUUAGUGUUAUCUUGUUUGAACAAACAGAGAUUCAUUUCACUGCUGGGUUGAGGCGAACACGUCCAAGAUCUGCAUAUGAAGCCAUAAGAGAUGGAAUUGGGAUGGACAAAUUUUAGUGAGACCAACUAACUCUGAACCUAUUGUUGAAAUUUUGGGGAGAAUUGAUUUUUAUAGGUCACUUAUAAUUUUAUUUUAUUUUAAUUUUAUAAGAGAUCUUCUUUUUUUACACAUGUUUUAGACUAUCUUGUUGUCCAUGUAGUGGUUGUAACUAAAAGUUUGUAUUGAUAGUCUGAGUUCAGAUU